AUGGACGGGUACGGAUACGGGUCGGGUCAACGCCCGUACGGCGGUGACAGGAGGCUCGAGAUUGUGAGCGGGAAAAGCUACAGUUGUAGUCAGAGCUAUGCGGCGGCGCUUCCGGGUGAGUCGACCCGGGCGAGUCACAGUGGGGCAGCGUCGGUGGCUAAGCCUUGGAGUUUCGGGGACCCGGAAACAAAGCGGAGGAAAAGGAUUGCAAGGUAUAAGGUUUACGCCGUUGAGGGUAAGGUUAAGACUACGCUCAGAAAUGGAAUCCGAUGGGUCAAACACACAUGUUCUCGGCUCGUCCAUGGCUACUAG
Messenger RNA from Abrus precatorius (Indian licorice), 312 nucleotides. RefSeq lists its product as uncharacterized. Lineage: Eukaryota; Viridiplantae; Streptophyta; Magnoliopsida; Fabales; Fabaceae. Bases 1 to 312 code for a protein of 103 amino acids. The transcript has a single exon. The record is from RefSeq and is a predicted model, not a curated record.